ACCCUAGUUAACAUGCUCCCCUCCCUCCUCCAUGCUGGCCACCACUCACUGCAUUUAGCAAAGCAAGAAGUUGCGGCAUAUCCAUCAGAUUUUCCUACGGCGAUCAUAGCCUCAAAGUGGCUGUUCGAUUGUAGCGGACGCUGCCGGAACCUACUGCAAAGUAUCACAAGCUUUGCGCCACUGGAGCUGACAUCGACGUCGACGUCAAUAACACUCUCACCGUGUACUCUUGCACCGAAGUCCAAGACAAGUAGACAUACGCGAGAGGGGUUGAGAACGCGUCAAUUUGUGCCGACGCGCGUGAUCACCUGAGCUCAAACUGGAACCUUCUGUACGCCGGUGACUGUUGUCGACCUCGCCCCACCACAUAGCACACACUGAAAGCACUCUGCAUCUUCAGUAACCAGCUCCCUGUUCGUUUCAAUCAUGACGACAGCUCCUGCCGUUUUUGGGGACUUAGCAGUACAUCUACAGGCUGUUGAGCGUGAUCCAGCAACCCAGCUCGACACAGAGCUACUCGAGCAGUGUGAACUGUUCACAAGCACACCUGAGUACCGCAGCCAGAUAUGGAAAUCAACGCAACCGCUGUUCCUUCAGAUUGCAGCCUUGUUGCCACAGCUUCAGCAAGACCCGUCGCCUCUUGUCCACUUCAUUGUCAAGCUGGCAUCACCCUACCGCUUCGAAGAUAUCAAAGAUGUGGAUUUUGAGAUCGCACUGGACCUACAAGCGACGCCAUUCCAUGGCCUUAUUUUGUCCUUACUGGAAAAGGCGGCCGUGAGUAGUGUUGAUACGCAGGCGCUUGCAAAUCGACCCGCUGUUGUUGCUUCUAUUGUUCGGUUGUGGCUUUGCACACAGGAUACAGGUGUCGCCACUCAAGCUGAGAACUUACUCGUGUCACUACUGGAAGCCUCUGAGAACGAACCGCUUUCGAUCAGUGGCGAAGACACCGGACACAGUCAUGGCACAGGGCCAAUGUGGCGGCGAUUAUUCAACGACCAAGACAUUCGCUCCCUAUACUACUAUCAUACAUCCCUGAAGAAUCUUUCUUCUCCACCUCUACCUUCAUUGCAUAAGCGCGAUAAGACAAUAGCACAAGCACGAUUACUGUCGUGGCUACCGCGAGUCGGCACGUUGCAUUGGGACGCACUCAUCACUCCACAUACCAUGGAUGUGGAGCGUGAGGUUGGCUUGAGUGACAAUCAGGGUCUCCUACACUAUGCCGCAAUGAAGAUGGUUGAUACUGAAGAUGACAUGCUCAUGUACAUGACACUCAUCAACUUCUUCAGUGAAUUAAUCACCACAGUCAGAACAACCCCACAUCUUACACACUACGAUUCCAGUUUCUCGCUAGACUUUCUUCGAGAGCAAGGCAUCCAUAAGCAACUCAUCGAAUUUCAUACUGCAGACAAUCCCGGAUUGGAGCACGCGUUCUUGAGCAACCGAACAGCAAAGUACAUCAGCGACUACGCAUCUAACUAUCCCGAGAACUUUGAGAAGAGCCCGGAGAUGCCAACAAUACGAGAUUAUGUUCACCGCAACAUCCGGAAGUGUGAGGCAAGCGACCUCAACAUCAUUGCUUCAAUGCCACGAUCAACCCUUGUACCGCGUCGAGGCUCAAGCUUCGCAUGGAGCGACUGUGUGAUUCUCGACAUGCCAAUCACGCGGACCAACCAGGACGCGCUGAAGACAUUAGCGACCAUCUUCCAUGGACCGCUGAAGGACGAGAUUACAUUUCCCCAAGUUGAGACGAUAGGUUCAGACGUGAAGCGCAAGCAAAAUGAAUCUGCAUUCGCUCGCCUUCUUACGGCGCUGUUCAUCAGCAAGAAGUCGAACGCAUUUUCCGAUUUGAUCAGUCACUCCGAGACUGUUGCAAUGAAAGAAAACGCUCUCGCAGCUCUUGCUCUCCUACGCGCUCUUGUCACCGCAUCCUGGUCUUCUGAACCGAUUCAGGAUGUUGCUGCGAGCGACCCCGUGUACGCUCAGCUCAGUAACUUCCCCAAGACUGGUCUUGACCUCAUUCUUGACCCCAGCAUCAGUGGAGGUGUGCUUCCUGCGCUGCUGAAGCCGGCUACUUCGUACUCGAAUCUAGUCGGCGGUAGAGGGGAUGCCGAAGAUGCAGCUUACCAGGUUGCAAUGGCAAAGUUUGAUGUGUUGAAGGCGCUAGGACGAAAACUUGAAGAGAACGGCGGACGUGAGGAUGUGCUGUCUAUGGUGAAGAGAAGGGUCAAUGAAGGGCCUUGGGGCGUUUCGGGAACUGUAGGAAGUAGAAUCGGGACGCUGGAGCUCUAGAUAUGGUUACGACAUAGAGCUAUCGCAAUGAUAUUUACAAAGUAGUUUGGAGCGGGACAUUCGGGCACCAUCUUCAGGCUGAAGAUCACUCGACCAUUCCAAA
Messenger RNA from Boeremia exigua, 2392 nucleotides. RefSeq lists its product as uncharacterized. Bases 427 to 2289 code for a protein of 620 amino acids. The record is from RefSeq and is a predicted model, not a curated record. NCBI's taxonomy places the organism in Eukaryota, Fungi, Ascomycota, Dothideomycetes, Pleosporales, Didymellaceae. The transcript has 3 exons.